Molecule: messenger RNA, 3697 nt
Organism: Phodopus roborovskii (desert hamster)
Lineage: Eukaryota; Metazoa; Chordata; Mammalia; Rodentia; Cricetidae
Gene: Lars2
Product: leucyl-tRNA synthetase 2, mitochondrial
Exons: 20
Coding region: 8-2719 (903 amino acids)
Biological process (GO): mitochondrial translation; leucyl-tRNA aminoacylation
Cellular component (GO): mitochondrion
Molecular function (GO): ATP binding; aminoacyl-tRNA deacylase activity; leucine-tRNA ligase activity
Source: RefSeq, a predicted model, not a curated record
CUGAAGAAUGGCAUCAUCUUGUCGGAGGCUGCGUUUUUAUGCCUCUCCUCUGAAAAGACAGCUCGUCCGCGGGCUACCUGUCAUCCAGCGGGAAAGAAGAGCGAUUCCAGGGUGUGCCAGAAGUAUUUACAGUGCCACGGGGAAGUGGACGAAGGAGUACACGCUCCAGACCAGAAAGGAUGUUGAGAAGUGGUGGCACCAACACAUAAAAGAGCAGGCGUCCAGAGUUUCAGAAGACGACAAAUCGAAGCCCAAAUUCUACGUGCUGUCCAUGUUCCCUUACCCUUCUGGCAAGCUGCACAUGGGCCAUGUACGAGUCUACACUCUGAGUGACACCAUUGCACGGUUCCAGAAAAUGAGAGGCAUGCAGGUUAUCAACCCCAUGGGGUGGGAUGCAUUUGGGCUGCCUGCCGAAAAUGCUGCCAUUGAGAGGGAUCUGCACCCAGAAAGCUGGACCCACAGCAAUAUUAAAUACAUGAGGAAACAGCUUGACCGCCUCGGCCUGUGCUUCAGCUGGGACAGGGAAAUCACUACCUGUUUGCCAGAUUACUACAAAUGGACUCAAUACCUGUUUAUCAAACUCUACGAAGCUGGACUGGCCUAUCAGAAAGAGGCCUUGGUUAACUGGGAUCCAGUGGAUCAAACGGUGUUGGCCAAUGAGCAAGUGAAUGAAUACGGCUGCUCAUGGCGUUCUGGAGCCAAGGUGGAGAAGAAAUACCUCCGGCAGUGGUUCAUUAAGACAACCGCAUAUGCAAAGGCCAUGCAGGAUGCAUUGGCAGACCUUCCAGAGUGGUACGGAAUAAAGGGCAUGCAGGCCCACUGGAUUGGGGAUUGUGUAGGCUGCCACCUGGACUUCACAUUAAAGAUUGAUGGACAAGACACAGGAGAGAAACUGACGGCGUACACAGCCACCCCUGAGGCCAUUUACGGCAUUUCCCAUGUGGCCAUUUCUCCUAACCACAGGCUUCUACAUGGCUGCAGUUCUCUGAAGGAACCCUUGCAGAAGGCACUAGUCCCUGGCAGAGAUUGCCUCACACCAGUGAUGGCUGUGAACCUGCUCACCCAGCAGGAGGUCCCCAUCGUCAUCAUGGCCAAGGCUGACUUAGAAGGUUCUCUAGAUUCAAAAAUAGGAAUCCCCAGCACCAGCUCAGAGGAUACCAGCAUAGCCCAAGCCCUGGGCCUGCCCUACUCUGAAGUCAUUGAAACUUCACCAGAUGGCACAGAGAGACUGAGUGGAUCUGCUGAGUUCACAGGUAUGACCCGGCAGGAUGCCUUUCUAGCCCUGACUCAGAAAGCCCGUGGGUUGAGAGUGGGUGGAGAUGUGACAAGUGACAAACUCAAAGACUGGCUGAUCUCAAGGCAGCGUUACUGGGGCACACCGAUCCCCAUUGUCCACUGCCCAGCCUGUGGCCCUGUGCCUGUGCCGCUGCAAGACUUGCCCGUGACGCUGCCCAGCAUCGCAUCCUUCACGGGCAGAGGAGGCUCCCCACUGGCCUCAGCUCUGGAGUGGGUGAACUGUCCCUGCCCAAGGUGCAAGAGAUCAGCCAGGAGAGAGACUGACACCAUGGACACCUUUGUGGACUCUGCAUGGUACUACCUCAGAUACACAGACCCUCACAAUGCUCACAGUCCUUUCAGCCCAGCACUGGCCGACUUCUGGAUGCCUGUGGAUUUGUACAUUGGUGGGAAAGAACAUGCUGUCAUGCACUUGUUCUAUGCAAGAUUCUUUAGUCAUUUCUGCCAUGAUCAAAAGAUGGUGAAGCACAGGGAGCCUUUCCAUAAACUGCUGGCCCAAGGCCUCAUCAAAGGACAGACAUUCCGCCUUCCAUCUGGACUGUGUCUAAAGAGGGAGGAUGUAGACUUCACAGGUCCUGCCCCUGUCUGUGCAAAAACAAAAGGGAGGUUAGAGGUGACAUGGGAGAAGAUGAGCAAAUCCAAACACAACGGUGUGGACCCUGAGGAGAUUGUGGCACAGUACGGGAUUGACACAAUCCGGCUCUACAUCCUCUUCGCAGCCCCCCCUGAGAAGGACAUCUUGUGGGAUGUAAAGACUGACGCACUCCCCGGAGUGCUGAGGUGGCAACAGCGGCUGUGGUCCCUGACGACGCGAUUCAUCGAGGCAAGGACUUCUGGGCCAGUCCCCCAACCUCAGCUGUUGAACAACAAGGAGAAAAUCAAGGCCCGAAACCUCUGGGAGUACAAAAACUCAGUCAUAACUCAGGUAACCACCCAUUUCACAGAGGACUUUGCACUGAAUUCUGCAGUUUCUCAGCUGAUGGGACUCAGCAGUGCCCUCUUGCAAGCCUCCGAGAGAGUGGUUCUCCAUAGCCGUGAGUUUGAGGAUGCUCUGUGUGCGCUGCUGGUGAUGGCUGCCCCCAUGGCUCCUCACAUAACCUCAGAGCUCUGGGCAGGCCUGGCGCUGGUGCCAAGCAAGCUCUGUGACAGUUAUGACUGGAAUGCUGGUGUGAUGCUUCAGGCCUGGCCCACUGUGGACUCACAGUUCCUUCAGCAGCCUGAAGUCGUGCAGAUGGCCGUCCUGAUCAACAACAAGGCCUGUGGCAAGAUCUCUGUGCCCCAGCAGGUUGCCCAGGACCAGGACAAGGUCCAUGAAUUUGUUCUCCAGAGUGAGCUGGGCGUCAGGCUGCUGCAGGGAAGAAGCAUCAAGAAGGCCUUCCUCUCCCCCAGGACUGCCCUCAUCAACUUCCUGGUGCAAGAGUGACAGGGCUUCAAGGACCCCCUGUCUCUGUCCAGAUCAAGGAAAGGGUGAUAGCUUAGGAAAAGAGAAAAGGCAGACAUCAGGGACAUUGACCUUUGUGCCAGGACAGACUGCAGUCAGCAGGGACCUGUGUCCUGCGCUGAGGCCUGAACCUAGGACCUGUGACCCCGCCCCCCACUCCCACUCAGGGUGUGAAGCUACCGGAGAUGCUGCUGGAUGGGAACAAGGAGAAAAGCAAGGCUGGCAAGCACCUACCUCUGGAACUGCCUCAGAUACUUCUCCAGAAGCCGUGUAGACCAGAGGAACCAUUAGGCUCAGGAGCUGCACGAUGAUCAGGUGUACGAAGGAAGGCGCUGGCUGGGCUUGGCUUACAGGAUAGAUAAAACCCUUCAGUAUAUGCUCCGUGCCUCACUUGAGGGCCUGGACAUGGCUACUGGCGUCUGUCCACCACCUUUCAUCUGUGUCACGCAGGUCUGUUCCGCUCCAGCUGGGUGUCCCCGUUCCGAGUCUGACCCCACUUACGUAAGGACCCCACUUACGAGCCCAAACAGAAGGACUGUGCCAUAGCCACUGUUUCAGUGUGUAGAGUGUGCUCUCUGGUGGGUGAAGCUGUCACGAGGUGCAUCACAGCCCAGCAGGGGUUUGAACCCCGGAUGGCUCACGUGGGUGAUACUAUCGUUAUCAGUUUGGCCCCCAGGAUGCCAUUAACAAAAGCAAGUUCAUCAAAGAGGAGUAGAUGCCCUCCUGUGCCCAAGCUGCUAUGUUUUAGCUGUUUAGGAGAUGGCCAGGAGUAGAGCCAGCUCACCAGUAACUUAAAGAGAGUCAUCAGUAAAGGGCUCUCACGGACAUGGCCUGAGCAAAGAAAGGCUCAAUACUUAGUUGAGGGUUGGACCGAAGAACCUAGCCAUCUCAGAAUGCCGAAGCUCUGUAUCUGUAAUCUGAUGUCACCCAGAGGUGGCUGUCAUUGUCUCCUACCAUUCA